CGGCUGCCUUCGGCGAGUCGACAGUUUGGCGUUCGGUGUUGCUAGGCGCGAGGGCCACUGUCAGUGCCAAGGCGGCAGCCGGCAACCUUCUCGUGCGACCGCGAAUCGUGCCACCUUUUUCUUCGUUUCUCUUGCUUUCGCCGUACAUCCGUUCCGUCAUUCCUCAUGGUCUUUCUCUCGCGACUGGUCCCGCAAUAUUUUCUCAUUGUUUUUCACUCGCGAGCCAACGCCUCUGUCGAGGAUGCAUUUUCGAGACUGUUCCAACGGCGAACCGGCACCCGGUCUCUGGGUUGCUUCUCUUUGGCAGCACUGCGUCGCCGUCGUGGUGGUGCUGCGUCUGCGUGCGUGUGUGCGUGAAAAGCCCGAGGAAGAACAUCAUGGAGACACGCGAAUUCAGUAAAGUGACGAACGAUGAUGGGAUGUCCAUUGAACCACCUUUCUCGUGCCACACGGUUGCGCCAUUCUAUAGGAAUACCGCUUUCGAUGGAACCGGCAACCAGCUUUUUCCGGUUCCCUUGGCUGCCCCACGAUCGAUCACGCGAUGGCUGGUUGCAGUGAGCAGGCUCCACUGCGAAUCCGAGUCCUUCAAAAUGGACUUGAUCCUGGACAUCAACAGCUGGCUCUACCCCAUGGAACUCGGUGAUAAAUUCCGGCUUGUUCUUGCAACGACCUUGAGAGAGGACGGCUAUCCAGAUGGAGGGGAGUGGAACGCGACGGAACAGGAAGGCGGUUCCAGAGCAGACAGUUUUGAAUACGUGAUGUCCGGCAUGGUGUACCGAAUCGAAGGUGACGAAGCAAGCAACGAACCCAGCAGUAGACUAUCUGCCUACGUAUCCUUUGGAGGAUUGCUGAUGAGGUUACAGGGUGACGCAAAUAACCUUCACGGUUUUGAGAUCGACCAACAUAUGUACCUACUCAUGAAGAAAUUAGCGUUCUAACUGCGUCACGUGCAUUACAAUUAUUGACUUAGGAAAUGUCUAUGUUAAAUAUAUUCUUUUUGCGGAAAACGUAUUAUUAUGAGUCUAAGGUAAAGAUAAUUGAACUGUUAGAAAUUUUUAAUAAUUAAUAUGUGUGCACAAAGAAAUUUGUUGUAUAUGUGUAUUUGAUUGGAAACAGUACACUGAUAUGAAGAUGAAAUAUUAUGUUACGUAGCUGAUUGAUCACUUUACAUUUUCCGUCUCAUGAAUGUUGAUUAAGCAUUGUCAGUGCCACUACGAUUCUCAGAUACAUGGUAAUUAAUAAACGUAUUUUUCCACGUAAAAA
Molecule: messenger RNA, 1263 nt
Organism: Eufriesea mexicana
Lineage: Eukaryota; Metazoa; Arthropoda; Insecta; Hymenoptera; Apidae
Gene: Rpb8
Product: DNA-directed RNA polymerases I, II, and III subunit Rpb8
Exons: 4
Coding region: 378-938 (186 amino acids)
Biological process (GO): DNA-templated transcription
Cellular component (GO): RNA polymerase III complex; RNA polymerase I complex; RNA polymerase II, core complex
Source: RefSeq, a predicted model, not a curated record